Messenger RNA from Staurois parvus, 156 nucleotides. The record is from the annotation of a GenBank genome assembly. NCBI's taxonomy places the organism in Eukaryota, Metazoa, Chordata, Amphibia, Anura, Ranidae.
AUGUCCACUCACAGGAAAGGAGCUUCGAAUGCAAGAUGUGUGGAAAGACAUUUAAGCGCUCCUCUACCUUGUCUACCCAUUUGCUCAUCCACUCCGACACACGGCCCUACCCCUGUCAGUUCUGUGGAAAGCGUUUCCAUCAAAAGUCUGACAUGA